AUGGACUCUUCAACGGGCGCUGGACUGACCUGGCGAACUCGCUACGACUCAGGCUCGGUCCGCUACGAUCCCGCUCGCGGUGUCCUACACGAUACCGAAUUCAACCAAAGCCUUGGCGUUACCACACAAACCCGCAUCUUCCGCGUCUCUCACAAUGCACAUGAUGAUAUGGCCAUCUAUGAUAUGAACACUAAAUCCUUCCAUCCCGACGUCCUUCGCGAAGCCGAAGUGUUUGGACGCGCGCCGAGUGGGAAGGAGUUGAUGAGCGUGGUGUUUGCGGAGCCAAGUCUCAUUGGAAUGGCAGAGGAGUGGGCGAAGAAGCAUAGUCAGGUGUUGACGUGGGGUUUGAUGGCAUUGCCGUAUGUUGGUGCAGCGUUAGUGAUGUUGAAGGAGAAGGCAGCUGCUGCAGCGGCGACGAGGUCCCAGCCGCCGGAGCCGGAGCCUCGUAUAGAGGAGGAAGUGGGAUCGAGUGGCACAAGCACACCUUCUACUCCGUCCGACCAUUCUUUGGAUUAG
Messenger RNA from Saitoella complicata NRRL Y-17804, 516 nucleotides. RefSeq lists its product as uncharacterized. The transcript has a single exon. The coding region runs from base 1 to 516 and encodes 171 amino acids. Lineage: Eukaryota; Fungi; Ascomycota; Saitoellomycetes; Saitoellales; Saitoellaceae. The record is from RefSeq and is a predicted model, not a curated record.